Clunio marinus is the source of this 225-nucleotide messenger RNA. Lineage: Eukaryota; Metazoa; Arthropoda; Insecta; Diptera; Chironomidae. The record is from the annotation of a GenBank genome assembly.
AUGCUUUGCAGUCAGUCGAAUGAGAGAGAAAAGCAAAGCGCCGAGAGUUGUUGUGGAUCAUGCUUGAGUUAUGCCUCAACAAUUCAGUUGCUCACUAACUCGCGAAGUGGAAACAACUCAAAAGCACGAGCUCUUCUACAGCAGAGUAAUGAUGAAAAUUGUGGUGCGAUGAUAACUGAAGCGAUGUGUGAUGGUCCAUAUAUCAACAACAAACAACUGAAGUAG